AAGUGAUUGCCGGCGCAGAAUAAUUUUGAUUAGUAAACUGACCGACGGACAAUGGUUAGAUGCACGUCUCGAAGAUGUCCUCCACAAAUAAGUUAAGAAAAAUCUUUUUUUAGUGGGAGCGUAUACUUCAAAAGAUUUCAGUGUUAUUUUUGAAGAGACAAAAGUGUAUGUAACGCGCGAUAACAAUUUAGUGGCCAAAGAUAUGAAACAAAACAAUGACAUUUAUAGAAUAUUUUUAAAGUUAAAUCCGGCUACAAAAUGAGGCAAACGUUACGAGUGAGCUUCGAUUGCGCACAUUACAGAUCGGACAUGACAAAAUUUCCCGAUCGGACACAGGCUCGAUCGGACACAGAUCCAAUCGGACACAGUUCCGAUUGCAUACAUGGUUGCAAAUUGGACACCGACCUGAUUGGACACAGACGCUAUACCAAAGCAUGCAUGGACAGGAAGCACGCGCGCGCACACACACCAUACGCACGGGGGCGGGGGGGGGGAGUGCAAAGAGGGGCCUUCGACUCCUCUCCCGCACUCUCCCCGCCGGUAGGCAGAGUGGACCUCGCUUUACAACUUAUAAAGUACAUGCUACAGUGUCCAAUCGGACCCGUGCUUGAUCGGGCCUGUGUCCGAUUCGGCCUGUGCCCAAUCAGAUCGGUGUCCAAUUUGCAACCAUAUGUGUUCGAUUGAGUGUGUAUCCGAUCAAACCAGUAUCCAAUCGGAACUGUGUCCGAUUGGAUCUGUGUCCGAUCGGAAAAUUUUGUCGUGUCCGAUCCGUAAUGUGCGCAAAUGGGACGAUCCCACAGCUUCUACCGCUGUAACUUGGUUCCAGACUCCUCCUCAAUUGGAUCACGUGACAAGACGCAGUCCACAUCUUUUGAAGUUGCCCACACUACACGCACAAAGAGAGUUGUUUUUAACCCAGCUGACGAAAUACAAGAAAACUCCACCAUUUAUGAUUCAAGAGAUUUUGAGGAAUCCUUACUCUGGGAUUAUUCAUGCCCUUUACUCUUUUCUUAAAUCCUCCAACUUCAACAUACAACUUCGCUCUCUUCCCUGUUAUUUCCCUAUUUCCUUUUUUUACUCUUGCUAACCAGUUGUUGGCCGGAAUGUCUUGAUCAUAUCCAGAUUGAAUGUGGCCAUUUAAAAAAAACCAAAGAAACGAUGAUGAGUGCUGAGUGCCUAAACAGUUACGCUGUUAUACUUUGUCCCAGAAGGAAUUCAUAAAGGAAGAAAGGUGGGUGCUUGAUGAGUUGCACGAAAAAUCAGCGUGGUUGGAUUUUUUGUAAAAAAAGAAAAAUCGCUAAAACUUGGCAAGUAAUAUCAAGCCAAUCCAGAUGGUUUUUGAAUUGAUAAAGUCGAGCAAUGUUAAUUGCAUCAAACAUUUUUAUUAAUAUAAUGAGCACAUGGAAGUUAAUACAGCGACGGUGUUACGAUUUACUCUCAUAUAAAUAUUCAUUGCUCGUGAUACUGGUGGCAUUUACUUGCAUAUUCAUCGGCAUAGUACAUUUCGGCGAGGUAUGGUUAACAUGGAGCAAAGAAAAAUACGAGGCAGUGUUUCAUUCUUUCAACGACAAUAUCUUAGGAAAAUCUUUCCAAAAGAAAUUGUGCCAACAUGUCCCUAUAGAUGUGGUUUACACAUGGGUAAAUGGCUCCGAUCCGGUGUUCUUAGAAAAUCUAGAAAAGCAUGUCCCCAUUGUGGAUCUUAGUGCCGCAGCAUCAAGAUUCAGUGAUAAAGACGAAUUGCGUUAUUCGUUGCGAUCAUUGGAAAUGUAUGCACCCUGGGUGAGACAUGUUUAUAUCGUUACCAAUGGCCAAAUCCCAAGUUGGCUUGAUAUGGAUAAUCCUCGGAUGACUCUAAUCAGUCAUGAAGAUAUUUUUUUAAACAAAAGUGAUUUACCAACUUUUUCUAGUCCUGCUAUUGAAAGUCAUAUUCAUAGGUGCUUGGAAAUAUGUAUGAAUCUACAUUAUUAUAUAAUGAAAUAUGCACGAUAUGCAAUAACAUCUUUGCAUUUUUUCAGAAUACCUGGAAUCUCUGAUAAGUUUUUAUAUUUUAACGAUGACGUCAUAUUAGGUGCUGAGGUAUGGCCAGAGGAUUUUAUAACUCAAGCAGGUGGACAGAAAAUAUAUCUGGCAUGGUGGGUUCCGGAUUGCUCUAAAGUAUGUCCAUGGGCAUGGGUUGGUGAUGGAUCUUGUGAUCAUGCUUGUAAUACUACAUUAUGCGAAUUUGAUGGUGGAGAUUGUCAAACAACCAUUGCCCCUAUUGAUAGUGAGACUAUGAAAGAAAAAGGCGAUUAUUCAUACAAAUAUUUGGAAGAUUCUCGUGAAAACAAUAAUAAUGAGUUAAAUAAUAUCUUGCAUAAUAAAAAUGUGUUUGACUUGUCACAAAAUGAUGUACCAGUCUCCACAGUUCAAAUAUUGCCUUAUAAUCUCAAUACUUUUAAACCCAUUUAUACACUUGAUAUUCUCAGAAAUAAUAGUUAUAUGGGAUUGAAUACGCAAAGUAAUGCAUACAUAAAAUUUAAAAAUAAAGAAAAUCAUAAAUCAAAAGUUGUUCUUCAACCUAUAUAUUCUAAACUUUUACACAGAAAUGCUAUAAGCAAAACUGCUAAUCAUAUUGAACAAUUAAGACGCUACCAUAAUGACAAAAAUCUCGCGCCACCCAACAGUUCUAUUAAGUUUGGUAAAUUUGCAUAUUCCAAUCAAUGGAAACACAAUACACGAGGACUUGAUACUUAUGCAGAAUCUUUAUUAUAUGUUAACAAGAUAUAUAAUAUUGCCUAUGGUCUCGAGCGAAGAAGAGUACCAGCACAUAUGCCACAUUUAAUAGAUAAAUGGAUUGUGAAUGACAUGCAAGAGAAAUUUAAAUUUGAAUUUAAGAAAACAUCUAAUCAUAAAGUGAGAGAUUCCGAAGACAUGCAAUUCGCAUUUUCUUACUUCUACUUUUUGUCUAGUGAAAAACGGAAAGUAUCCAUCGAAGAGAUAUUUGAUAUGUUUGACACUGAUAAAUCACAAACUUGGUCAGACAGAGAAAUAAGAACGCUGUUAUCAAGAUUAUAUCCAUUACCACUAGAUUAUAAUCUAGUCAUGGAAUUUGAAAACGCGAUAACGAAUUGUUCUCAUGACAUAAUUUUGACAUCAGAAAUUAUUGAUGUCCCGCCUGGAGAAAGAUAUCUAGAUUCUACCCUCCCGGUGGUUUCUAAAGAAUUAAUAUUAAAUUGUGCAUUGGUGUCUAAAAAAAUACAAUCAAAAUUCGGCGAAAGCAGUCGAUAUCCACAUGAAAUAAUUAAAGCUGGAAAAAAUGAAAUUUUUGAGAUGUUGACUAGCAAUGUUUCUUUAACGGUACAAUUGCUCGAUGAAAUUCGAAGAAAACCCAAAAAGUUUAUUUGCUUGAAUGACGAUAUGAAUCCCAUUCGGCGUUCCGAAAAUGAAAUUGUUCGUGCCUUGUUGAACGAUUUCUAUCGUUCAUUAUAUCCAUUGCGAAGUAGUUUUGAAUUGCCGGCGCAAUAUCGAAAUCGUUUCUCGCAUAGACAAGAGCUUCUCGAGUGGCGGGCGAAUCGUGCAAAAGCUAGAAAUUUAUUAUUAUGCUUUGUGGCAUUGCUUCUUACUUUCAUAUUUUAUCACAUAUUCUACCAUCAUAUACGUAGAUUAUACAGAACUCGAGAGUUAUCUACAUUUCUUGUAUAAAGAAUUAAUAAUAAAAUUAAAUUAUAUGCAUAUGUAAAAUUUUAUAUUGGAAUUGAUAAUUGUAUAUAUAUUAAUUUAUAUAAUUAAUUAAAAGAUUAAUAAUAUUUGUGGGAAGAUUAGUAUUUAGUAAGAACUUCCAAUUUGAUAUUUUUUAAAACUAGAUAAUUAUAUUUCUCUGUGAUAUGAAAUAAACACUUUUUAUAUAAUUACAUUUUAAAAUAAAAAGCUCAAAACUGAAUAUGUAUAAAAAAACACAUAAAUAAUAAAUGUAUUUGAAAAUUGAAAACGUGCCACUUAUAUAUAGAGUAUCCGGAGUCAAUCGCAUCACCCGUCGUAUGCAAGUAGAGCAGGUAAAACUGAGGAGAAAAAUCCUGUAUCAUUUUUUUUUCUGUAACGCUUAAUAAAGGAGUUAUUAUUGAGUGAAGUCUGAUCAAACAGCGCCGA
Messenger RNA from Cataglyphis hispanica, 4125 nucleotides. RefSeq names its product N-acetylglucosamine-1-phosphotransferase subunits alpha/beta (gene Gnptab). Gene Ontology annotation, molecular function: UDP-N-acetylglucosamine-lysosomal-enzyme N-acetylglucosaminephosphotransferase activity. Gene Ontology annotation, cellular component: Golgi apparatus. Gene Ontology annotation, biological process: carbohydrate phosphorylation; N-glycan processing to lysosome. NCBI's taxonomy places the organism in Eukaryota, Metazoa, Arthropoda, Insecta, Hymenoptera, Formicidae. The record is from RefSeq and is a predicted model, not a curated record. Bases 1360 to 3681 code for a protein of 773 amino acids. The transcript has 6 exons.